Molecule: messenger RNA, 4228 nt
Organism: Ceratosolen solmsi marchali
Lineage: Eukaryota; Metazoa; Arthropoda; Insecta; Hymenoptera; Agaonidae
Product: polyhomeotic-proximal chromatin protein
Exons: 14
Coding region: 172-3516 (1114 amino acids)
Biological process (GO): negative regulation of DNA-templated transcription
Cellular component (GO): nucleus; PRC1 complex
Molecular function (GO): histone binding; chromatin binding
Source: RefSeq, a predicted model, not a curated record
CAGCGAAUAUAUGUACUCGAGAGCCUUAUUCCUGUACUUCAAAACGUGCCAAGGUGUGACUGCGCACGCGCACUCUGAGAAAAGAAUAAAGAGAGAAAAGUAAAUUCUUACGAAGUAAAGCAAAAACUAGUCAGGCACGCUGGCUAGUUAGAAGGUGGUGGGUUGGCAACCAUGGCCGACAACAAACAGAUGGAGAUGGAUCAGUCACAGGCCCAGGCCCAACAACAAAACCAGAACCAGCAGUCCCAACAGAUGAUAAUAACGACUCAUGAUAUGCAGCAGAAUGUGCAGCAGCAGGCUCAACAGCAGCAACAGAAUCAGGCUCAGCAACAGAAUCAGCAGCAGGCAAACGGACCACAGAAGUUACAGACACAAGUCCAAGUCCAGCCGCAGGUCGCAGCAAUCAUGCCGCAGCAGCAUUUGCAGGACGCCGUGGCAGUCUCGAUGCAGCAUCAGCAGCAGUCGCAAAACGUCGGCGGCGUCUCGAUGACGCUCUCCGGUCAGCAGGGUGCGACUACCAUCACGACCAUGGCCGCCCAUCCCCAGGCGGUCCAGGUCAUCCAGCAGCCGAUGCAGAAUCAGUAUCACCUCCAGCAGCUCUACAAUGCCCAGGGCACGCCGCUGCUCAUGCCCGGUAAUCUUCUGGCCCACCCGGCCGGCAUUAAUCCCUCGCCCAUACAGGUGCAGUUCAACAACAUAGCCGGCAAGCCCUUCCAGACGGGCGCGCAACUCGCUCCCCACAUGCUGACAACCGCGUCAACGGGACAGGGUGGUGCGCAUCCCGGGGCUGCCGGCGCCAAGGUCCAGGGCUUCCCCGCCGGUUACAUACCGGUGCCGACGUCGGCGACGCCGGGCGGUGGACAGACCCUCGUCUUCGGCCAGCUCGAGGUCGUACCCCAGCACCAGACCUCCAUUCAGCAACAGCAGCAACAGCAGGGCAACAACAAGAACGACCAAGUGCAAAAGUAUACAACGUGUACGGCUGGCGCACCAUCGGGCCAGAAUCGCGGCAUGCAAUUCGCCCCCUGGCAAUUCGCCGCCCAGGGCAUCUGGACCGGACUUCAACCGCAGACGUUGCUCACGGCAGCUCCAAAUCAAAUAUUUAUACGAGACCCGACGCAGCCUGACAUGUUCAUACAGAGUCCGCAGCCCAUUCAGACGCAUAAUGCACUGGCGGCGCAGCAGCAAAUCCAGGGUGUCCAGCAAAUAGCUACGACGGGAGGCAAGCCCCGGGUGAUGAACAUACAGCAGCAGCAGCAGACGAACAAGCAGGGCGUCGUGAGCCAACGUCCGCUCAGCAUCCUCCCGUCGUCCUUACAGGGCGUCCAGGCGGCCAAUAUCAGGCCAGCAAGUUCCGUGUCCACGCAGACGAACCACGGGGUCCAGGCGACGGUCCACGCCCAGAGCGGCAAAGGAGGUGGCGGCGCGGGCAAAGGCCGCGGUAAGCCGGUGGUUCGCACAAGUCCCGGUCCUAACGCCAUCAAUGUCACGGUAACGAAGGCCGGUGGCGGCGGCAACGCAUCCGGCGCACAAACUAAAAACGCCAAUGUCCAGCACGCGACAAUGAUAAUGCAGCCGCAGCCCGGGCCCCAGACCGCGGGCAACAAUAACGGAACGAAUAACAAAAUGCUAAUAGCGACGAGCACAGCAACUUCUGCGCAACCACCCGGCUCACCAAUGACCGCCGCUGACAAGCAAAAUUUCGGCCAGCAACAAAACAAACAAACCGUUAUGCAAUCACCCCAGCAGCAGCAGCAACAACAGCAGCAGCAGCAGGCCCAGCAGCAGGCCCAGGCCCAAGCUCAGCAGCAGCAGGCUCAGGCACAGGCUCAACAGCAGGCCCAACUCCAAGCCCAACAGCAGCAGCAGAUACAGCAGAUAUUCAUCCAACAGAUUCAGCAGCAACAGCAACUGCAGCAGCAGUACCAGCAGGCCCAGCAGGCGCCCCAGCAGAUUCAACCCAAACCCCUUAUGGGUAUGGCGGUACAGCAGCAGCCUGGCCAGCAGCAGAACGUCGUCCUUGGUGGUGAGCGACCGAUAAUGCCGGUAGUCUCGAUCAACCCCGCCCUUAUUGGCAAUCAGAUCGUCAGUGGGGCCCAUCAGAUUCAGGCACUACCGAUCGUCAGCCAGACGGCCGAUCAAUUGCAGGCCGCUGCCGUCGCGGCAGCGGCCCAACAACAGAUGCAUCAGGCCGCUACCCAACAGCAGCUCCAGCAGCAGCAUCAACAACAACAACAGCAGCAGCAGCAGCAGCAGCAACAACAGCAACAGCAGCAGCAACAACAACAACAACAGCAGCAACAGCAGCAGCAACAACAACAGCAGCAGCAGCAGCAGCAACAGCAACAGCAACAGCAACAGCAGCAACAGACUUCCACGGAACAAGGUCAGAGUAUGCCGAUACUCGUGACGUCACCCGACAGGGCCGCACCCGGCCACAUCGAACUCCAGUCGUUGAUGCAGCCACCGCCACCGGCGGCCACCCCCAUGAGCUCCACGGUCGAUGAUCCUUCUAAAAUAAUCAUCCCUACGAAGAAGGAAUCCUCGGAGAUGGCCACUGGCGAUGAUGUAUCAAUGGAUACGUCUGGUCAGUCGGAAAUCGACCAGAGGAAUAUCGGCAAGGACGAGCAUCUGGAUGGAGUGUCGAUUAAGAGCGACGAUAAAACCAAUAAUCCUCUUAUAAAUCUUGCGAACGCCGUAAACUCGAUAACAAAUGGCAAUAUCGGCGAGGAGACGACGGUCUUGGAAUCUCUGCCGAUGACAGUGAGCAGCAAGCAGGUGCCACCCAAGGCAAUGGUUAAACCGCAAGUGCUCACCCACGUUAUCGAGGGCUUCGUCAUACAAGAAGCAUCGGAGCCAUUUGCCGUGAAUCGCUCGUCACUCAAUGGAUCGAUAACGCAAGAAACAAACAACAUUGGUAGAAAUCACUCCGCGGAUAAAGAAAAUCACGAGGAGCCACUGAUCAAAAGAAAGAAAAAUUCUGUCAAUUACUCAACGGAUGGAGACCAGGGCCUGCAAGGAAAAUGCGAGGCAUGUGGCAAUAUUCUGGACGAGCAGAACAUGAAAAUCAAGAAAGACAAGAGGUUCUGCUCAACUAUUUGCGCCAAAUCGAAAAAGAAAGAAAUUCGAGAUAACGGAGACAAACAAUGGUCGGAAAUAGAAAUUGAUGUUAAAAUUGAUAACGACUCGAUUAAAAAGAAUGGAGACGAUAAGUCGAUGAUUGGUUUACCUCAUAAUGUGGCAUUAGACGACUCUUUGCCAAAGAUAAAUCCUGUUAAGUGGACGGUCGGCGAAGUUUGCGACUUUAUAAGAAAUUUGCCGGGCUGUGCAGAUUACGCCGAGGAUUUCGCCAUUCAAGAAAUCGACGGCCAGGCUCUCAUGCUCCUCAAAGAGGAUCACUUAAUGUCCGCAAUGAGCAUCAAGCUCGGGCCGGCCUUGAAGAUCGUAGCAAAAAUCGAUUCGAUGAGGAUGGAUUCAACAACGAACGCCAGUCCCGUGACUGGCAGUAACGUUUAAUGUGUACAAAGAUAAAGAAAGGGUGCGUGCCUAGACAGAUAAAACAAUGUCCCAUAGACAUUUGUAAUAAUGAUAAUGUCAACAGUGUCGAUAAUAUUUCAUAGUAUAUUGUGAACGAUUUUUGGAAUUCGCACCCCUCGCGCUAAUUAUGAACACUAACUACAUUGUGAGAUUAAACGUGAUUGGCAAACAAUGUAUUCUUAAGUGCAUAAUGACUACUCUUCGACAUUGUUCGGAGUAUAGGACAAUUUCAAAAUGUUUAUAACAAAGUUAUACACAGGGUACGUGCAAGCUAUUUUUCUUAAUUUAGUUAAUGGAAUACAAGUGACCUCUAAGUGGUUGUGUGAAAACAAGUAUGAACAUUCCGUUGUAUUUUAUUUCAUCCUGGAGCUGAUUCUUUUUCGUUCCACAUCUCUAUGUAAUAUAUUUCUUUACGGAAUUCGUAACUUUCUCUGUGUAAAUAGUUAAAAGAGUAGUAUUUUAAGCUUCAUUUUGUAAAGUUAUAUUCCAUUUAUAGAAAUAAAAAAUUAAAAAAAGAAAUUCAAUACUUGUAUGCUUUGAGAACUAUUUUUUGUCCGAUUAAGGUUCGUUUCAAUUAACUUGUACGCUAUAUUCUGAGAACUAUUAGAUUUAUAAAAUGCAAUCGAUGGAAUAGAACAGGAUCGUUUGCUAAAAUGAGAUUUAUAAAAAAAAAACAAAAAAAAAAACAAAA